Messenger RNA from Ilex paraguariensis (yerba mate), 459 nucleotides. Lineage: Eukaryota; Viridiplantae; Streptophyta; Magnoliopsida; Aquifoliales; Aquifoliaceae. The record is from the annotation of a GenBank genome assembly.
AUGAUAAGUGUAAUCAAUCGCAUAGUGUUUGCUGUGCCUCACUAUUUUGUAACAUCUUUGACCCUUGAUUCCACAGGUCUUUGCAAAUCAAAGUGGGAGAAAACUGGACGAUAUCCAUCUGGGAAUUAUGAGUACAUUGACGUCAACGUUGCCGGAACUCGAUACAUCGUUGAAGUCUUUCUAGCCGGAGAAUUCAAAAUUGCCCGGCCAACAGACCAUUACACUUCGUUACUGAACUUCUUUCCUCUAGUUUUUGUGGGUAAAAUAGAUGAGCUCAAGCAGGUUGUGAGAUUAAUGUGCAACGCUAUCAAGAAGUCUAUGAAAACAAUGGACAUGCAUGUACCACCUUGGAGGAGACAUGGCUACUUGCAGGCUAGGUGGUUCAGUUCUUACAAGCGUACGAUCAAAGAAAUACCGCAAGAAAGGGUUUUGAUGUUAUGUUUGUCCAUGGUGACUUGA